Molecule: messenger RNA, 917 nt
Organism: Drosophila willistoni
Lineage: Eukaryota; Metazoa; Arthropoda; Insecta; Diptera; Drosophilidae
Product: haloacid dehalogenase-like hydrolase domain-containing protein 2
Exons: 4
Coding region: 33-857 (274 amino acids)
Biological process (GO): dephosphorylation
Molecular function (GO): phosphatase activity
Source: RefSeq, a predicted model, not a curated record
UAGGUUAUUUAGUUAAAGUUAAACUGAAAUAAAUGUUUUUGUCUUUUGGAUUGAGACGUUAUAGAAACUAUUGCAUAUUUCGAAAAAUGUCAAUAAAAGCUGCCCUAAUAGAUCUUAGCGGCACCUUACAUGUGGAGGAUGAGCCAACACCAAAUGCUAUUGAGGCAUUGACCAAAUUACGAAAUGCCGGAGUGAGGGUAAAAUUUGUUACCAACACCACCAAAGAUUCAAAGACCACUCUGCACUCUAGGCUAUGCAAGAUUGGCUUCCAGCUAGAAGCCUCAGAGAUCUAUAGUUCCUUGAGUGCUGCUGUGGCAUUUGUGGAAACUGAAAAACUAAAUCCUUACUAUCUAUUAUCCGAUGAUGCUCGUCAAGAUUUCCCCCAAGAAGAUACAACUAGACCACAUGAUUCAGUUGUUGUGGGUUUGGCUCCUAAUGCUUUCAACUAUGAUCAACUUAACAAAGCUUUCAAUGUGUUGCUCCAGCAAAAGAGUCACAAACUUGUGGCCAUUCAUCAGGGCAAAUAUUAUAGACGAGCAGAUGGCUUGGCCUUGGGUCCUGGUUGUUUUGUCAAGGGCUUGGAAUAUGCAACAGGUUGUUCGGCUCAAGUGAUUGGCAAACCGAAUCCUUAUUUCUUUAAAGGUGCUCUGGCUGGUCUGGAUCCAGCAUUUUGUGUCAUGAUAGGUGAUGAUGCCAAUGAUGAUAUUGUUGGUGCCAUGAGUCUUGGAAUGCAGGGAGUACUCGUCAAGACUGGCAAAUAUUUACCAGAUGUUGAGGUUACACCUCCACCAACAGCUUUAGUAGACAAUUUUUCAAAUGCUGUCGACUGGAUUAUUGAAAAGAACUCAAAAUCCUAAACAAAACAUCAAUUAUUUUGUAAAUGCUAUUUAAAAGAUAAAAAAAUUACCAAUAAAAUA